GUCGCGCAAUUCGUUCGCUCCGUGCCGCUCCUUUCCAUUUUCGACACGCACCGCAGCAGCAGUAGCAGCAGCAGCAACGACAAUAGCAGCAACGACAACUACAGCAACAACCACAGCAGCAGAUCCAUCGUCGUCGUUUCGUCCGUCUCGGUCGCAAUGGACGGCUCUUCUACUAUCAACGGAAACUCCCGUCCCUUGGUGGGAAGCUAUGUCGACAACAACGACGUGAACGGUUGGAACAACCACCAGCAGCAACAGCAGCAGCAGCAGCAUCACCAGGAACCUUCGUACCAGACUCAGCCCAUCGGCAUCAAGACUGAGCAAUUGUCGGCCGUUCCUACCUACGAGGCUUACGUCGCUGUCACCUCCGCUGGUCCCGCCGACAUGGAGGUUAAACCGGGCUUACUUGAUCCAACACCCCCCACCGAUCUCACGGAGAUGCAACGCUUAUCGCAGGAGUACCAGCCAGAUGUAACGGGUCCGCUAGUCGGAGAGCUCAAGUCGAGCAAAGCCCUUGCAAUCGAAUACGCGGAUGCGGAUCCCACCUACAUCAGAAAGACUUCGAGCCUUGCCCUAAAAUACGAUUCCUAUCGUACCGUGCGCGGUGAUGGAAACUGUGGAUGGAGAGCUCUCGCUUUCGGCUUCUUCGAGCUGUUGUUGAGGAAUGGCGACCAGAAUUCUCUUGGAAUGGAGCAUGCCCGGAUUGCGUCGUUGAGUGGCCUGAUGGAGUCUGUUGGCUUCCAAUCGUACAUCUACGAGGAUUUCGCUGAAGCUACCUUCUCCCUGUUCACUACCUUGAACUCCGGCAAUAUCAGCCCAUCGGACGACGCCCCGCUAGUCAGCACCUUCAAUGAUCCUAGCAUCUCGGACUCCAUCGUGACACACUUCAAGUUCUUGACGAGCGCUUGGAUGAAGAGUAGUCCCGAACACUAUCAGCCGUUCUUGAGUGUGCCGGUCAGGGAACACUGCGAGUCCCAGAUAGAACCGUAUGGCGUAGAGAUUGACCAUGUCGGCCUGAUGGCCCUGAUUGAUUGUUUGAUUCUGCCUGCAGGCAUGGCAGUUGAGAUCAUCUAUCUCGACCGGAGCGCUGGAGACGAGGUGAACGUGCACCGCUUCGAGAAGCUCGAGGGCGAGGGAAUCUUGACCGCCCCCGAUGCGCCAGUGUUGAGACUCUUGUACCGACCUGGCCACUACGACAUCGUGUACAAAGCGGAAGACUUGCCAGUGCCGGUGCCCUCGUUCCCGGUCGCACCAUCCCAGCCCGUGCAGGUUUCGUUCCUCCACACCUUGCCGGACCAGAUCUUCCAGGCCACGCCUGCUGCUGGGGGCUUUCCAAGCUUCUUCUCGCCGCCGUUCGGACUGGAUCUCGGUGGACCGCCAUCCUUCGACCACUCGAUCCAGCCACUUCCGAGUCCGGACCCAGGAAACUUCCGCCAGUCGAUGCUGUCGAUUCCCGAGUUCCAGCCCUCACCGUUCCAGCCGCUGCCGUUCCAGACGACCACGUUCAGGAACUCACCGUUCAACCCAAGUCACUUCCAAAGUGAAAACUUUCAGCCGGAAAUCUACCAGCCGCCAACGUCGCCAACCCACUCCAGGAAACAUGACAAGCACUCUUCGGAUUCCUCGAUAUAAACAUGACGGUUGGUGCGCCCGGAAUGUUAAUGGUUGACUGGAAGUAAAUAGAUACAGGUGGUCGGAGGCGACUCGGGGAAG
Tricharina praecox is the source of this 1713-nucleotide messenger RNA. Its product is annotated as peptidase C65 Otubain-domain-containing protein. Gene Ontology annotation, cellular component: nucleus. Gene Ontology annotation, molecular function: cysteine-type deubiquitinase activity; ubiquitin binding. The transcript has 6 exons. The coding region runs from base 157 to 1632 and encodes 491 amino acids. Gene Ontology annotation, biological process: protein K48-linked deubiquitination. The record is from RefSeq and is a predicted model, not a curated record. Lineage: Eukaryota; Fungi; Ascomycota; Pezizomycetes; Pezizales; Pyronemataceae.